Molecule: messenger RNA, 300 nt
Organism: Heteronotia binoei (common prickly gecko)
Lineage: Eukaryota; Metazoa; Chordata; Lepidosauria; Squamata; Gekkonidae
Product: protein S100-A12-like
Exons: 2
Coding region: 1-300 (99 amino acids)
Biological process (GO): antimicrobial humoral immune response mediated by antimicrobial peptide; endothelial cell migration; positive regulation of canonical NF-kappaB signal transduction
Cellular component (GO): cytoplasm; extracellular exosome
Molecular function (GO): calcium ion binding; RAGE receptor binding
Source: RefSeq, a predicted model, not a curated record
AUGUCAGAGACUCAGCUGGAAAAGUGCCUCGAAUGUGUUGUCAACAUUUUCCAUCAAUACUCGAGUCGAGUGGGUCAUUUUGAUGUGCUCAGCAAAGGGGAGCUGAGGAAGCUGAUUGAGCAGCAACUGCCCAACUUCUUGAAGAACAAGAAAGACCCUGCUUCUAUUGACCGCAUAUUUGAGGAGCUUGAUAAAGAUAAGGAUGAACAGGUCAGCUUUGAUGAAUUCAUCAGUUUCCUUUGCAGAGUUUUGAUAGCUACCCACGAAAACAUCCACCAGGGUCAAGGUGACAGCCCCUAA